AAACAUAAAAGAAACAUUAGUCAAUAUCUGGAAGAAAAGAGAAAAAUUAGAGUAAAGGAGGAAAGAGAAAGGCGAGAAGAUAUUAACAACGGUUUGGCUUUACUCCAAAAAGAGCUUAAACUCUCUGCCACUUACUAUAAUCGUAAAUUUAGUAAUGCUGCUUUAUUAAAAAAAGCUGUCUCUGAAAUACAAAUUAAACGAAAUGGUUUGACACAUCUUCAAGAAAAGGUUAACAGUUUACGAGCAAAAUGUAUCAAAUUUAAAACAGAAUUGGACAAUGUGAAAAUGUAA
Messenger RNA from Dentiscutata erythropus, 291 nucleotides. Lineage: Eukaryota; Fungi; Glomeromycota; Glomeromycetes; Diversisporales; Gigasporaceae. The record is from the annotation of a GenBank genome assembly.